UUAUCUCACUGCGGUCGACUUCAGUUGGUCAAACUCUUUCGCAAAAUACACAACUAACUAUCCAUUACCUUUAUAACCCAAACGUAAUACUUUCGUUUCAUACCAACUGGUGCACGGCCCUAUUUUCUUAUUCUCCGUGAAAGGAAAAGUGUUAAAACCGGCUGCGUUUCGUUAAGAUUUUAAACAUUAGGCGCCAGUUUGUAUAAUAUACGAACCAUAAUUUAUUACUACAUAUUAAAUAAUACUGUGUGAUUUGUUCGCGUCAAACACAUUUGCCCGAUCGAUCAAUCAAUCAAUCUACUGAAGAGGAAAAAUAACGUCUAAUAUUACACAGUUUUUUGUCAGGAACUGACAUGCAGCAAUGUUUUUGAUCAAUUAAAUAUGAAGCAUAAAUGAAACUCUACUGAUAAUAAGGAACUUCCUAUAACGUGUGGAAUUGUGACCUGAAGAAAAAUACCUCAAUAGCUGACACGAAACGUCGCUGCAACUUACAAAUUAAUAUGGUGUCAAAAAUGAAUAAUACUGAAAUGGCUAGUUUGGUUAGAUUAGCUUUAGACAGAUAUGUCGACAUUGUAGAUAGGAUAAGUGAUCCAAGGACGACAGACUGGCCGCUAAUGCACAGCCCGGUACCUACCGUCUUAAUGGUGCUCGCUUAUCUCUACACCAUCGUCAUCCUUGGUCCAAGACUGAUGCGCGAUAGGAAGCCUUUCAAACUCAGGGAAGUCCUCAUAUUAUACAAUGGCGGCCAAGUGCUGUUUAGUCUUUAUAUGCUGUACGAGCAUCUCAUGAGUGGAUGGUUUUUAGAUUACAGCUUUAAAUGUCAACCGGUCGACUACUCCAUGAAUCAAAAAGCUUUAAGGAUGGCCAAUUUAUGUUGGUGGUAUUAUAUUUCAAAGCUGUCAGAAUUCGCAGACACCGUUUUCUUUGUUCUUCGUAAGAAAGACAGCCAGAUCACCUUAUUACACUUAUAUCAUCAUAGUCUGACACCUCUAGAAACUUGGAUAUUGGUGAAGUUCUUAGCUGGUGGCCAUGGAACCUUUUCAAACCUUAUAAACAACAUCGUACAUGUGAUAAUGUAUUUCUAUUACAUGAUGGCGGCUAUGGGGCCAGAAUACCAAAAAUACCUGUGGUGGAAAAAGCAUUUAACUCACAUUCAACUGAUACAAUUCUUCCUUGUCUUCAUACACUCAGCCCAGUUGAUAUGGAUCGACUGUGGAUACCCCCGAUUUAUUGGUCCGCUGUUAAUUCUUCAUUCUACAAUUUUUUUCGUUCUCUUUUCACAUUUCUAUUACGUGACUUAUUGGAAAAACAACAGAAACUCCGUUAAGAAAACGUCAUAGUCAAUACGCCACUUCUAUUAAAUCUAAUCAAUUCUUGUACAUACGGAUGCAUGUUUUUAGAAUUGUAUUUAUUGCAAUGUUGAGCCAAUACACAGGGCAGUGACAUUAUCAAAAAUAAUGGCACAUUCUUAAAGUAAUUUGUUGAAUUUUCAAAAACUCAUCAAUAAGCAAGACUCAAACGACUCAAACCGCCUAUGUUUAAAAUGCUUAAUUAAAAGCUUUCAUACAUUGUAAAACGUCAAAAGCAUGUUAUUCGACCGUCUUGCCAACUGUCAAGUCUAUUACACCAAAUUUUUUUGGUUUUUUAAAUGUUUGGGUACCUUACCAAACCACCUUGGUACUCUAGUAAAUUCCUUUUACUGUUUAUAUUUCAAAUUUAUUUUUUAUUGUAAAUGACCUCCAUGAUGUGAUUUAAGGCAGCUAAAGUGCUUUUAAUUAAAUUUAUUUUUAUAAAACUCACUUCCCUGUACGUGACAUUACAAUCACAGACGGAAACCUAACCUAACAAAACCCAUAAUUUUGACUUAUACCGAUACGUUACAGAAGAGUGAAAUUUUUAAAAGUGCUGUUAUUUUAGUCAGUGAUUUUUACGAGCAGUUCUAUUUAGUUAUAGUAGUAUUUUUUACCUAGGUAAUUAGAUUACUAGAAAUUUAGAAAAAAAGGGUACCUGAACGCGUACUAUUACACGAAGUGAUUGUUUAUAUUUGGCGAAGCUGAUAGUCACAAAAUAAAAAAUAUGCAAACCAGUUUUUGAGUAUAAAUCAAAUCAAUAUUUACUAAGCACUCUGUAUAAAACUUGACAGUAUUAUAGUUACGUGCCAAAUAUAACCAAACACCCUGUACAUACAACCUACAACUUAUAUGUAAUGCCAGUUUGGUCUCAAAACUUAAGUAUACUUUUUUAUUAUUUUUUAAUAAAACUUAAUUGCUCAAAUUUUGCUAACGACGAAUCGUUUUAAAAGGUUAAUUGACCUUAAUUAUAAGUCUGCUGUGUUAUUGCAGAAUGUUUCUCCUUUUACUGGGUACAUACUUUUAUUAAAUAAUACUACAAUAUUAAAAGAUCUGGGUUAUAGAUAAAUGUCUAUGAUAAUACUUCGAGAUCAUUAUCACGAAUUAAUUUUAUAAAUCAUACUCAAUAUUUUUUUAACAGCAUUAAAAUAAAUCAACGUAUAGAAAUCCAUCAACUAAUGAAUGGUGUUUGUACGAUGUCAAAAAAAAAAACAAUUGUUUAUCGAAAAGCAAAAAAAAAUUCUCUACUUUGUCAUUUGGUGGUACAGUAAUCAUGAAUCGCAAUCAGAAUAAUUGUUAUGGGUAACAUAAUACGAUACUUAUCUGUAUGUAGCAUACAUUGUAUAGUGGUAGCAUGAAUGCAUGUUUUUCAAUUUUUUUGUGCACCAGAAGCUGGGCUUCGGUGUAUGUAUUUUUCUUCUCAACAGUGUAAUUUUUUUAACCUAGUCAUAACUAUUUAUACGUAUGUAUAUUUUUAUACUCCAUGUACCUACAUAUCUUCUCCAGUGUAUAAUCUUUUUAUAAUAAAACAAAAUCAUGGA
Messenger RNA from Agrilus planipennis (emerald ash borer), 2890 nucleotides. Its product is annotated as elongation of very long chain fatty acids protein AAEL008004. The coding region runs from base 501 to 1340 and encodes 279 amino acids. Gene Ontology annotation, molecular function: fatty acid elongase activity. Gene Ontology annotation, biological process: very long-chain fatty acid biosynthetic process; sphingolipid biosynthetic process; fatty acid elongation, monounsaturated fatty acid. The record is from RefSeq and is a predicted model, not a curated record. The transcript is spliced from 7 exons. Gene Ontology annotation, cellular component: endoplasmic reticulum membrane. NCBI's taxonomy places the organism in Eukaryota, Metazoa, Arthropoda, Insecta, Coleoptera, Buprestidae.